AUGAAGUUCUCGGCUCUGAGUCCGGCCCUGCUGGGUCUAAUCGCCUGCGCACAGGCGACCACCAUCGAGUAUGAGACUGUGACCGGAUAUUUCUUGCAGGACGAAAGCGCAACGGUUGCAUCCACUUUCGAUUAUACUGCCGUCAACUUCGGCCUCAUCAACCGAACUUACCCGGUCGAUAAGGAGCUGAAGCACAAGGGCGAAGAUCUCACCCAGUGGGAGCGUUUUUAUCGCCAAGUGCAGAAGCUGAACAAUGAUUCUCCCAAGACUGUGGAGUAUAAGGUGCUCUUCCUUGGCCGCCACGGCGAAGGCUGGCACAACGCUGCGGAGACUUACUACGGUACCCCGGCGUGGAAUUGCUACUGGGCUGAGCUCGACGGAAACAGCACCGCAACUUGGCACGAUGCCGAACUCACCGACAACGGUGUAUCCCAAGCCCUUAUCGCUCACAACUUCUGGCAAAAGGAGAUCGACGAGCAGAAAAUCCACACUCCUGACAACUACUUUGUCAGCCCUCUUACGCGCACCCUGCAAACUGCCAAUCUCACCUUCAAUGGCCUAGCUCUUCCGCAUGGUGCGGCCACCUUCAAGCCCCUCGUCAAAGAACUUUUCCGCGAGGGUAUCAGUAUCCACACCUGUGAUCACCGUCGCAGCAAAAGUUACAUUCACUCGCUGUUUCCAGGCUGGCCCAUCGAGAAGGGCUUCGCUGAGGACGACGAGCUCUGGAAUGGCGUCACUGCCGAGACAAGCGGCGCGCAGGACGUCCGCUCCACUACAGCUCUGGGCCAGGUCUUCUUCACCAGUGCCUCCAGCAAGAAGGAAUCCUUCGUCAGUGUGACCUCGCACUCCGGUGAGAUCUCCUCGAUUCUGCGCGUCGUCGGACAUCGCACCUUCAGCCUGAGCACAGGUGCUGUGAUUCCCGUUCUGGUACGCGCGGAGCAGAAGCACGAGCAGGCGACCACGACAGCAGUGUCGUGGACUGUCAGUGCGCAUUGCACAGCGCCGCCCGUGACUAGCGUGACUGCUUGUGUGUGCCCGUCAAGUGCGGCGCCCGUGACUACACCUUUGGUUACAGAUGUUUGA
Penicillium macrosclerotiorum is the source of this 1083-nucleotide messenger RNA. RefSeq lists its product as uncharacterized. The coding region runs from base 1 to 1083 and encodes 360 amino acids. Gene Ontology annotation, molecular function: phosphatase activity. Gene Ontology annotation, cellular component: cytoplasm. NCBI's taxonomy places the organism in Eukaryota, Fungi, Ascomycota, Eurotiomycetes, Eurotiales, Aspergillaceae. The transcript is spliced from 3 exons. The record is from RefSeq and is a predicted model, not a curated record.